Molecule: messenger RNA, 2663 nt
Organism: Python bivittatus (Burmese python)
Lineage: Eukaryota; Metazoa; Chordata; Lepidosauria; Squamata; Pythonidae
Gene: MRPS14
Product: mitochondrial ribosomal protein S14
Biological process (GO): translation
Cellular component (GO): ribosome; mitochondrial small ribosomal subunit
Molecular function (GO): structural constituent of ribosome
Source: RefSeq, a predicted model, not a curated record
CUCAAGCAGUCGAUCCGCUCAAGGUGCCAGCGACGCAUGCGCAGUCCUAAUAGCGUCGCUGUGGGAAAGAUGGCGGCAGUGGGUUUGGCGCUGCGCUCGGCGUUUCGGCAGUUCUUCCCCAUGCCAUGCGUUGGUCAAAUAAGGAGUUAUUAUGUGGACUGGAGGAUGCUACGUGAUGUUAAGAGAAGGAAAAUGGCUUUUGAUUAUGCAGAUCAAAGAUUACGGCUGAAUUGCAUUAGGAAAAAUAAAAUUUUGCCUAAAGAACUCCAGGAAAUUACCGAUAAGGAAAUCGCUGAUCUGCCCCGAGAUAGUUGCCCUGUGCGGAUCCACAAUCGAUGUGUUCUGACAUCCCGACCAAGAGGCGUGAAAAGGCGGUGGAGGCUCAGCCGAAUUGUUUUCCGCCAUCUGGCUGACCAUGCCCAGCUCUCUGGGAUACAGAGGGCAAUGUGGUGAGCUGCAAGCAAGUAAUUUCUUCAAACAUGACAAAACAGUCAUAUUUAAAACUUCCUGAAUAUAUAACUCAUGGUAUGCAAGGAUGAGAGAUGGGGAAUGCUAGUUAUGUUGACAAGGAUGUCAGUCUGAUAUUAUGAAGAUGUGAACCUGCUCUUAGGAGGAGACAUGAAAAAUAAACUAUCUCAGACUUGACUCUCACUCAUUUCUUGCACCUGAAGCAGUGUUUCACUUUACUGUUGGAAAGUUUCUGUAUCAUUACAAUUUGGAAAAAUAACAGUGUGUAAUAGCCUAGUUUACAUAUUGUAUGCAGAUAACUAGUUACAGUAAUUUUCUGACUUUUAUAACAUACUUUAGAAAAGGUCAGGUUAUUUCUGGACAGGAUAGAAUAGUAUAUGCAUGGCCCAAAAACAGUGUUCAGAAAAAUCAGGGUUUAAGUAGAGGGUACAAGUUGAAAGAAGCCUAUAGUUCAUCCAAUCCAGCUCCCUGCUCAGUACAAGAAUUCACAUCUCCACUGAACAGACAUCCAGUCCAUUUGAAAACCUCUAGCAAGAGACAAUCCCUGAUGGUUCUAGGCAGACUUCCAUUGCUUAACUACUCUUACUGCCAGAAAAAUCCUCCCUCUGUCCCUUCUUUCUAUUUAAAAUUGUUGAUCUUUGUCCUGCUUUUAGUAUGAUACCCAUAAAUAUUUGUAGACUUUAUGAUAUCUCCCCUUAGUCUUCCCUUUUUCAAUAUAAUGUACCUUAACUGUUCUUCCCAGGGAUUGGUUUGCAGACCCCAUAUCCUCAAAGCAUUCCUCUGAAUGUGUUCCAGCUUCUUUUUGUUCCUUUUAAAGUGUGGUGCCCAGAAGUGAACCCAGUACUGUAUUCUGUGUGCAAUCUAAGCAGUACAGAGUGCAUGGCACUAUUAGUCCUGAAACCUGGAGAGAAUGCUCCCAUUAAGGAAUCCCAAAACUGCUGUAUACGUUGGUGGUCCUUACUAUUCCUAGACCCUUCUCACAUGCACUGCCAAGUGAGGUCAUAGAAUCAAUCUAUUAGAUAGGGUCCAUCUAAUCCAAAUUGCCAUUGUCCUUUUUAAACUAUGAUGCCUACAGCUGGACACAGUACUCCAAAUAGGACCUGACCUGGCCAGAAUAGAAUGGAACAAUUACUUUCUGUAAUCUGGACUCAAUGUACUUGUUAAUGUACCCCAAGAUAGCACUUUUCUCUUUUUAACAACUAGGUCACACUGUUGGCUCAUGUUUAUGGGCAUUCAACUUCUUUGCACAUGUAUUACCACCAGGUCAAGCCUCACCAAUUCUAUUUUUCUGCCUUACAUUUUUCCUAUUCACAUGCAGAAUGUUAUGUUUUUCCUGUUAAAUUCCAUCCUAUUCAUGCCUGCCCACUGAAAAACCCUGUCUCCAUCAUUUUGAAUUUUCUGUCUAAAGUAUUAGCUACUCCUUCCAGUUUUGUGUCAUCUGCAAAUUUUGUAAGUGUUCCUCAACUCCAUCCAGGUGAGUGAUAAAAGUGCUAAAACAGCAGAGGGUGCAGGAUAGAGCCCUGUAGCGUUCCACUCAAUAUUUCUCUCCAAGCUGCAGGGGAGCCAUUAAUCACUUUUUGAGUGCAGUCAUUCAGCCUACUGUGAGUUCAUCUAACAGUAGUAUCAUUUAGCUUAUAUUUUACCAUUUCAAUGAAGGAGAAUAUCAUGAGGCACUCUGUCAAAGGCUUUGCUACGGUCUAUCUACCUCUGUCUAUAGCAUGCCUUUGAUUUACUAAGUAACUAUCACAGAAGAUACCGUUAGUCGUGUACAAUUUGUGACAAACCCAUGCUAGGUUCUAUUAAUUGUACCAUAUCUAGCCAAGUGCUCACAAACAUGCUGUCUGAUAAUCUGUUCAAAGAAAGACCUUGCCACUAUAGACCUCAGGCUGGCAGGUCUGUAAUUUGCUAAGUUCUCCUUCCCCAUGCAUGGCCUUUUAGAGAGUUCUCCGUGUAUCCAUACUGGCUUCUUCGGAUUUUUCUUGUUCUUCCUCAUGGGAAUUAUUUGCAGUUGCAUCUUCAGUAUCUCAUUUCAUAGCAUUUCCCAUCCUUCCAGGACAUUUUUCUUCAUAAGGAUUUUAAGCCACUGGAGCCAACCUAGCUUCCCUCCAAGUUUGUCAGAAUCCGUUCUUUUGAAGACCAGUAUGCAGAUCUGAUUUCAGUUCCUCCUCCUCUGUGUACCCUAAAUUCAAUAAUAA